Gracilinanus agilis (Agile Gracile Mouse Opossum) is the source of this 1428-nucleotide messenger RNA. RefSeq names its product transmembrane protease serine 4-like. The record is from RefSeq and is a predicted model, not a curated record. The coding region runs from base 1 to 1428 and encodes 475 amino acids. Gene Ontology annotation, biological process: proteolysis. Gene Ontology annotation, cellular component: membrane. Gene Ontology annotation, molecular function: protein binding; serine-type endopeptidase activity. The transcript is spliced from 11 exons. Lineage: Eukaryota; Metazoa; Chordata; Mammalia; Didelphimorphia; Didelphidae.
AUGGGGCUGAGAUUGCUGCUGGAAGGAGCCGUGAUUGAGAGCCAGUUCCUGGCCAGUGCCCACCCCAGCUGGAGGAGGCUCCGCUAUGAGCACAGGGAGAGCUGGCUACCUCCUUGGAGGAGUCAAAAGCUCAGCUGGGAGAAAGACUGUCAUUCUGGAGAGCGGGGAAGGGAAGAGGAAGCUGAGCUAGCAGCCAUACUAAUCCUGCAAAAGUACUAUUUUUACUGUGCAAACACCUACAAGUUCAUCCCAACGAAUAGGGUGUGUGAUGGACACAAGGAUUGUGCCUUUGGAGAAGAUGAGCAGCAUUGCGUGGAGAGCAUCGCCAAUGAUGAAGACUUGCCCCUGGUAGGAGUCCGGCUCUCCAAGGACAGGUCCACUCUACAGGUGUUACACAGACAGACACAACUCUGGUUCUCAGUCUGUUUUGACAACUUUCGAAAAGCCUGGGCUGAAAUUGCCUGCUCUGAGAUGGGAUAUAACAGUUCCAGCAUGAAGCCAAUUUUCCAAGCUGUGAAGAUUGGCCCAGAGCAACAGUUGCCUGUCAGUCAUAUCAUAGCCAUAGACCAGGAGCUUCAAGUGUGGGAUUUCUCAAGGCCCUGCCUCUCAAUGGCCCUGGUUGCCCUUCACUGCACUGACUGUGGAGGGAGUCUGUAUAGUUCCAAGGUGGUCGGCGGGCAUGAAAGUUCUAUGAAGAACUGGCCCUGGCAGGUCAGCAUUCAGUACAAGAAGAUUCAUGUCUGUGGUGGCUCCAUCCUUGAUCACUACUGGAUCCUAACUGCUUCCCACUGCUUCAGACAAUCUUCUGUCGUGUCCCUCUGGAAAGUUAAGGUCGGCUCUCAUUUCCUGUACAACAGAACCCCAUCCUUGGACCUGGACAAAAUCUUUAUUGUCGAGCGCAACAGUUUACAUCCCAAAGAGAAUGACUUGGCCCUGAUCAAGCUGAAAAGGCCUCUUGUUAUGUCAGAUAGAAUCAGGCCCAUUUGUCUGCCAUUUUUUGAUGAGGAGCUGAUUCCGAGUACUACACUCUGGGUUAUAGGCUGGGGUUCCAUAAAAGAGUCAGAAGUAAAGGUUUCUAAAAUCCUACAUGAGGCAAAAGUUCAACUCAUUGACAGAAAUCAGUGCAACCAAGAAAAUGCAUAUUUCGGGGAUAUCACCAAGAAAAUGCUAUGUGCUGGUAUGCCUGGUGGUAACGUCGAUGCAUGCCAGGGUGACAGUGGUGGGCCCUUAAUGUACUUCAAGGAAAAGUGGCAAAUAGUGGGCAUAGUGAGCUGGGGAAUUGGCUGUGGGCAGCCCAACUUCCCAAGUGUGUACACCCGUGUCAAUUCUUUUCUCAACUGGAUCUAUAACAUCCGGAAGGUAGAAAUGAAACUUCCUGCUGCUGUGAAGAUGCCACUGGAAGCUGUUUUGCUCACCCCUCUUCCCUAA